Messenger RNA from Aspergillus aculeatus ATCC 16872, 942 nucleotides. Its product is annotated as dienelactone hydrolase family protein. The transcript has 3 exons. The record is from RefSeq and is a predicted model, not a curated record. Gene Ontology annotation, molecular function: hydrolase activity. Lineage: Eukaryota; Fungi; Ascomycota; Eurotiomycetes; Eurotiales; Aspergillaceae. Bases 44 to 787 code for a protein of 247 amino acids.
CACCAACAUCAACUUACUCUUACCAAUCUCCAAGACCCCCAAGAUGACCUCCAACAACCUCUCAACAUGCUGCAUAACGGGUACCCUCCACGAAGGCGAACCCAAGGGUACAAUCCAAGACAUCGAGAACAUCUCAACCUACAUCACCCACCCCUCAACCUCCACCCAAACCGCAACCAAAAAAGCAAUCCUCCUGCUGACCGACGUAAUCGGCCACCGCUUCCUCAACGCCCAGCUCCUCGCCGACCAAUUCGCCGCCGCCGGAUAUGUCGUCGUCAUGCCCGACCUCUUCACCGGCGACAGCGUCCCCCUAAACCGGCCCGAGGGCUUCCAAAUCAUGGAGUGGGCGAAGGGCCACCAGCCGGCGCACACCGAUCCCAUCAUUAACACGGCCCUUAAAUACAUCCGGUCCACGCUGGGGUGUGAGCGGGUCGGCGGCGUCGGGUAUUGCUUCGGGGGGAAGUAUGUGGCCCGGUUUUUGAAGGUGGACGGCGGGUUGGAUGUGGGGUAUUCGGCGCAUCCGACGAUGAUGACGGCUGAGGAGUUGGCGGGGGUGGAGGGGCCGUUUUGUGUUGCUGCUGCGCAACAUGAUCCGAUCUUCUCCGCGGAGAAGCGACGCGAGAGUGAGGAGAUCCUGGGUAAGAAGGAUCAGCCCUGGCAGAUUAGUGUGUACUCCGAUGUGGAGCAUGGGUUUGCGGUGCGCGGGGAUCCCACGGUGCGGCGGGUGAGGUUCGCGAAGGAGCAGGCGUUUCAGCAGGCGGUUGCGUGGUUCGGGGAGUAUUUGUGAUUGGGAUUUGGUCGUUGAAUUCAGGAAGAUGGGGAGAGUAGGCCCUGAGGGGGAUGGAUGCCAAGGCUGGACUGGAAGUAUCUUCCGAGAAUGAGGCCCAUUGCUUAUCUUCAAGUUAGGAAGUAGUGGAACGAGAGAUUUACCCUUCACCGUCA